UUCCGCUGGUAAAAUGGAAGUCACUGCGAUUACUGAAAUGUUUACUGCGUCUCAAGAAAAGUACGGUGUCAAGUACGGCAACUAUAUCGGCGAUGGUGACUCAAAAACCUUUAAGGCUGUCGUCGAUUUGAACCCAUAUGGAGACGAUUUUCCCAUAACCAAAAGUGAAUGCAUAGGCCAUAUCGAGAAACGUAUGGGGUCUAGACUACGAAAUGUUAAAAAAACAAAGAAACUAGGAGGUAAAGGAAAAUUCACUGAUAUUCUGAUAAAAAAACUGACCAAAUACUAUGGCCUUGCUAUAAGAAGAAAUGUAGAAUCUGUAGAAAACAUGAAAAAAGAUAUAAUGGCAACAUAUUUGCACAUGAUUUCUACAAAUAAAAAUCUGAGGCACGAAAAUUGCCCGAAAGGCGAAGACACGUGGUGCAAAUAUAACCUUGCUCAAACCUUUGGAGCAAAGUAUAAUCAUCCAGCUCCACUUCACGCAGAGGUAGCUGCAAAUAUUUUGCCCAUUUGUGAAGAUCUUUCGAGAGAAGAAUUACUCGAAAGAUGCUUGGGAGGCCACACACAGAACGCCAAUGAAAGUUAUAAUUCAACUGUGUGGCAGCUCGCGCCAAAGCAUCUACAUGCUGGCCGCAAAAUAGUUGAAAUCGCCGCUUUUAUUGCUGUCUGCGUCUUUAAUGAGGGCUUUUUCGGAGUCCUGAAGAUAAUGGAAACGUUGGAGAUCAAGAUUGGAACGACGUGUAAAAUGUUUGCCGAUAGCGUCGACGCCAACCGGAUAAGACGCCAGGAACGCCGAAGCUUGACUAGCACUAAGGAGGUUCGAUUAGCUCGAAAACAGGAAUUAAUCGAGCAAAAUGAAAUGUUCGAAGAAGCCGAAGGCUUAUUAUAUGGUCCUGGUAUAGCGGAUUAACGAAAAGUAUAGACGACACUGCGCCAAGCUAUUACGCCCGCCAAUUUGCUGGGCAUUUUCUGCACCUUCGAACAUUCGGCAAUAUAUCUCAAGAGUUGUUUUCUUUCCGCCAAUGAAAAAAUUGUUUUGUAUUCUUGAAAUAUGGUAUAAUAUACUGGGCCACUGCCGAAA
This is a messenger RNA of Ooceraea biroi (clonal raider ant), 1081 nucleotides long. RefSeq lists its product as uncharacterized. Lineage: Eukaryota; Metazoa; Arthropoda; Insecta; Hymenoptera; Formicidae. The record is from RefSeq and is a predicted model, not a curated record.